Messenger RNA from Closterium sp. NIES-65, 3615 nucleotides. The record is from the annotation of a GenBank genome assembly. Lineage: Eukaryota; Viridiplantae; Streptophyta; Zygnematophyceae; Desmidiales; Closteriaceae.
AUGACGCUGGCUUCCAUUUCGCUCAGUCUCAACUCCAACCUUUUCUCCCAGCACACUGCAUUAACGGCUGGUUACCUGGACACGAGCAAGGACAGUUAUCGCCGCGGCCGCGGAUCAAUCCAAAAUUGGCGGCAUGGGCGGUAUGAACCCGCCAAGAAUGACGUGGAGCACGCGGCGACGGCAAUAACGGAGCCGGAGAAGAAAGUGGCGGACGCUGAGCGCAAGAAGCGCGUGCUCAUUCUCAUGAGCGACACGGGUGGAGGCCACCGCGCCAGUGCUGAGGCGAUCAAGUCGACCUUCGAGCUAGAAUACGGAGAUAAGUACGAGGUGACCAUCAUCGACCUGUGGAAGGAGCACACGCCAUGGCCCUUCAACCAGAUGCCCAAGAGCUACAGCUUCCUCGUGCGCCACGAGACGCUGUGGAAGGUGGCUUUUUACGCCACUAAGCCCAAGUUCGUGCACCAACCGCAGAUGGCUGCGACCUCCGCGUUCGUUGCGAGGGAGGUAUCCAAGGGACUGGACAAGUACAAGCCGGACGUAAUAGUGAGCAUGCACCCGCUCAUGCAGCACAUCCAUCUACGUGCUGCGCUUCCUGCCUCUCAACCCUCGAUGUAUCAACCCCCGCUCCACCAUGUGUCAACUCUUCCCCUCUUACCCCCUCUGUCACAUUCCAUCAGGGAGGUAUCGAAGGGGCUGGACAAGUACAAGCCGGACGUGAUAGUGAGCGUGCAUCCGCUCAUGCAGCACAUCCCUCUGCGCGUGCUGCGUUCACGGGGCCUGCUGCACCGCAUCCCCUUCACCACCGUUGUCACCGACCUCACCACAUGCCACCCCACCUGGUUCCACCGCCUGGUGACGGUGUGCUUCUGCCCCACCAAGGACGUGGCUCAACGAGCUCUCAAGGCAGGCCUGCAGCCGCCUCAGAUCAGGAUACACGGGCUGCCCAUCCGACCAGCCUUCGCCAAGCCCUCAGCUCCCAAGGACGAGCUGAGCAGAGUAUUGGGGAUGGACCCUGACCUGCCAGCAGCGCUGCUGAUCGGCGGAGGGGGGGGCAUGGGGCCUGACGAGCUGCGCCAGGAAUUGGGGAUGGACCCUGAUCUGCCAGCCGCACUGCUGAUUGGCGGAGGGGAGGGCAUGGGCCCUGUGGAGGCGACUGCGAGGGCGCUGGCAGCCAACCUGGCGCCCUCGCGUGGUGGGGAGGCGGUGGCCAAGGGGCAGCUCGUGGUGAUCUGUGGCCGCAACAAGAAGCUGCUGGCUAAUCUCCAGGCCGUCAAGUGGCCCUUGCCUGUUGUGUUGAAGGGAUUUGUGACCAAUAUGCCUGAUGUGAUGGCCGCAUGUGACUGCAUCAUUACUAAGGCUGGUCCUGGCACGAUAGCAGAGUCUAUGAUCCGUGGUCUACCCAUGGUGCUCAAUGACUUUAUUGCAGGACAGGAAGCUGGAAAUGUUCCAUACGUUGUCGACAAUGGCACCGGAUUGUUUGAGGAGAAUCCCAAAGAGAUUGCGAACAUUGUGGCAGACUGGUUUGGGCCCAAGGCAGACCAGUUCAAGCAGAUGGCUGCCAACGCGCUCCGUGUUGCUCGUCCAGAUGCUGUUUUUCGCAUUGUGCAGGACCUGGACCAGCUUGCUUGCUCCAAGUGGAAGUAUAAUAUUGGCCUGCUACUUAUUCUUCUUGUAGUUUUCAUCUGGGUUACCUCCGCAGAGGUGACACAGCUUAUCUUCGAAAAAUACAGGCACCCCUUUUUGCUCACGUGGCUCGGUGCGGCUCUGUUGGUCAUUUACCUUCCGAUCGCCUACCUCAGGGAGUGCAUCACUCCGCUAAUAGCCAAACCUAGCUCCGUCGUACCGGGCGCGAAUUCAAAAUCCCUAAAGGAUCUGAAAAGUCACUCGAGCGGCGGCGAAUUGCAACGACUUAAGAAUGAGCCUCGACACCACAAGAGGCCCUCGAAGCCUCCACGUGAGAUCGAUGACAGCUCAAUGGAUGAAGAAAGUGACCUGGAUACGGAAUUGUUGCUUCAAAAGUCGUUAUCGGAUAUCGCACAACCCGUUCGUUCCGCGAAGCUUUCCACCCGGGAAAUCAUUAAGUGUGCUCUCAUCCUGGCACCGCUCUGGCUGCUUACUGAGUACCUGUCAAACGCCGCUCUGUCGAUGACAAGUGUAGCCAGCACAACCAUUCUUUCAUCGACUUCAGGCCUUUUCACUCUCCUUUUCGGGGUUACAUUAGGAAAUGAAAAGUUAACAACGGCCAAGGUAGUUGCUGUCCUGGUGAGCAUAGCUGGGGUGGUCAUGACUGAGCUCGGCAAAAGCACUGCAGCGGAUGAUAGCACGGUGUUUGGUGACGAUGCAAGAAAUCCUGGCGAAGGAGCUGGUCAAUAUGUGUUACCGAGUCAACAUCUUGUUGGUGAUAUUUUCGGCCUCCUCUCUGCAGUCUCUUAUGGAGUAUACACAACUCUUCUGCGCAAGUAUGUCGGCGAUGAUGAAGCAGGAGAAGAGAAAGCCGAUAUGCAGAAAGUUUUUGGGUUCAUUGGCUUGGUCACCUUACUCGGGCUAUGGUGGAUUGUUUUCCCUCUUCAUGUCCUUGGAUGGGAACCAUUGGCCGUUAUGCCAAGCACUGUCAAUCUAGAUGAGGACAUUGUUGCCAACAGCCUUGUUGGCAGUGUGGUCUCCGAUUAUUGCUGGGCGUUAUCAGUUGUAUGGACAACACCUCUUGUUGCCACGCUGGGCCUGUCCUUAACCAUCCCACUUGCCAUGGUUGCGGACAUGGUGAUGCAUGGCCGUCAGUACUCAUUUGUGUAUAUUCUUGGUUCUAUCCAGGUGUUUGGUGGCUUUUUGAUUGCAAACAUGGCGGACAAGUGCAUGGGUGGUCCUGCGACAGAUCAUGAAAGCCCACGGUUUGAGAAGGAGAUGAUUGAUAUUCUCAGGAGCCCGCUCUCCCCUCCUGUCCUCUCGCCCUCUCUCUCGCCCCUCCAUUCCCGUCGCGUGCUCUCUCUCCGCGCCCUUCUCGUCGCCCCUCUCAUCUCGUCGCGCUCUCUCUAUCCGCGCCCUCCCCGUCGCCUCCCUUCCCAUCGCGCUCUCUCUCUUUCCUCCCUUCCCGUCGCCCUCUCUCUCGCCCCUCCCUUCCCAUCGCGCUCUCUCUCUCCGCGCCCUUCUCAUCGCCCUCUCUCUCGCCCCUCUCAUCUCGUCGCGCUCUCUCUAUCCGCGCCCUUCCCGUCGCCUCCCUUCCCGCCGCCCUCUCUCUCUCCCCUCCCUUCCCGUCGCCCUCUCUCUCGCCCCUCCCUUCCCGUCGUGUUCUCUCUCUCCGCGCCCUUCCCGUCGCCCUCUCUCCCGUCGCCCUCUCUCCCAUCGCCCUCGCUCUCUUCUUCGCUCUGUCCCGGCCGUACCUUUAUUCCACCCCGUCUCGUCGCCCUCAAGAACUCCCCUACCUUCGCGUCUUCUUGUUGUUCUCCCAUCCCCUUUCUUCGCCCUCGGUGUCUCCGCUCCCCUCCCGUCUUUCUUCCUCUCUCCGCUCCCCUAACGUCGCUCUUCCCAUCUCCGCUUCCAUUCACGUCCUUGUUCCUCUCGCCCUUGAUCUUUCCUGUCGUUAUUCCUCACUACCGUCCCCUCCCCUCCCCUUGUUAA